Paramecium octaurelia is the source of this 2906-nucleotide messenger RNA. The record is from the annotation of a GenBank genome assembly. Lineage: Eukaryota; Ciliophora; Oligohymenophorea; Peniculida; Parameciidae.
AAAUAAAACCAUCCUAAAUUCUCUCUUCACAUACAAAUCAACCUCAAACACCCCCUCACGACAUUAAUGUUUCCAAAAAAAAACCAAAGUGCUGUCUACUCAAACAGCAUCAUCCUACAUAGAAAAUAACUCAACCUAUCCACAGAAACAUUCAUCUGGAUGAAUUUUGUCAAUAUCCUCACAGGAAUACUUCAAAAUACUAAAACUCAUCUCAUUUUUGAACCUAAUGCUAUAUAUUUGGCAGGUAUUUCUCCCAUUAAGACAUAGGUCAUGAUGAAGAUUAAUUGCGAGUAGCCCAAUUCAAAAUCGAAUACAUAGCCUUCCAAGAGUUCAAAAUGAUCUAUGUCAUGAAGGAUCAGCGAACUAUCCACUCCUAUAAACCAUAUACUUCCAUAUUCUAUUCCAAAAACUACAAGGACCUCUAUUCUAAAUAUCGAGGAACUUGCUUAUUUGUUAAGGACAAGUUGAUUAAGGAACAGAAGCAAUUGCAAGAUUAAACUGGUUAUCUAAAGGAUUUUGAUUUAGAGAAUUAUGAAUCUUUUGUGAUUGCCUGGGUUCCGAAGAAGAAAGAAUAAAAAAUUUCUAAAUUAUUUCAAACUUGGAUUGCUGAGAACAAUCAAUCGAAUACCUUUACUCCAAAACUUGAAUUGAGACCAACAAUCAAUAAAGAAUACUUUAAUGAUGCUGAUCCUCUCUAAUAAAUUGCCAUGACUUAUAUUGAUUUUAUUCUUUUCUAUACUGAAAAUGAUGUUGAAUAAUUCCAAUUGCAAAAUAAAAUUUUGAUUAAAUUGGUUGAUGAUGGAAGGAAAAUUCAAUUAAAAAUCUAUUCUUCAAAUCUACUCUAUUGUUAAUAAGCUUAGCAAAAUAUCAAUGAUUUUUUGAAUUUGCAAUCAUUGGAAAUAUUCAAUAUGGAAUUAUGUGAUCUGUGCGAAGACUUUGAAAAGUUCCUUUUUGAUUUGGAAGGAAUAUUGAAGAAAAAAUGCAGUCUGCCUGUCAGGUUAUAUAAACUCGAUUCUAUUCUAUCGUUAGCUAAAGAGAUCGAUCGAAAAUUCGACACUUAGAUACAAAAUUAUGUAUACAGCUUAGGAUUUAAGUAAUGCUUAUUUUAUUCUAAACAACGAGAAAACACUCAAGCUUCAAAAGUAAUAAAAGAUAUUGUUGAAUUAAGGCUGAAAUUUAAUUAAAUAAUGAAUAAGAAAUAAUUGGAGAUGUCAUACUUGUCAUAAUCAUUCCAAAGUUGUAAAUCCACAUUACUUAAUUCCCAGUAGUGUAAAUCUUCUAUUCUGCCUUAAACAAUUAAAGAUAAAGACUAAUUUAUCCAGAAGGAAUACAGAAAGUAAUCUGUUCAUCCAGACAUUACUUCUCAAUAUCAAUAGGAUAAGAAUUCAAGUAGUUUUUAAUUCGAACAAAAAUCAAGAGUAACCAAAGAGAAUAUUUAAUAGAUUUAGAAAGGAACGAUGAAUGAUUAAUUUCACAAGCAAUCAGAAUAUUCAAAUGGGGGAACUUAUAACUCUGUGGAAUCUUUAAAAAAAGAUUAAAAUAGUUUCGAUAGCAAUUAUAGUAGUGAUAUGAAUGAAUUGCAAGAAUUUUGCAAUGAUAUCUAAGUAAAAUCGCAAGUUCAAAACAAAAAUCAAAAAAUCUUUGAGGAAGAAAAGGUCUCUUAAAUGAUUUCAAUUCAUCACAUUUCACAUCAAUUUGUUAGGUAGAUAUUGUAAAUAGGGUUUGAUUAAUUGUCAAUUGUAUAUAAAUUAAAAGAUUCAAUAAUAUUGCAUUUAGAAGAUUGGGAAUAAAGUUUAAGAUAUUUCUUAACAAAUUAAGAUAUUUAAAUUAAUGAUUUAGAAUUGAUCUUUGGAGAUGAUUAAAUAACAAUAAAUACCAAAUUGAAUUAUCAAUAUGUUUCUGCUAUUUGCGAUUAGUUUUUUUCAGGUACAACUUGUUUCGUUGUAGGAUUAAAUUAAAAUUCUUAGGAUUUUAGAGAUGAAUUAAAGGAUACUUAUGAAAUAGAAUCAAAGCAAACAUAAUUCUAAUAGAUUGGAUUAAUUACAAAAAAGUAAUAUGAAUAAUUGCAGGCAGAUGAAAAGGGCAAGUAUCUGGCUAUGGAGAUAUAUAAUUAUCUAUACUUUGAAACAAAUAUUCAACAAAGGAUUGAUUAAUUCAUCAAUAUAAAAGAGUUCGAUGAACCUCAACCUAGUAUUGAAUUGGGUAAGUUGAUAAUUGUAUUGUCACAAUAGUAAUUAAACUACUUAGAAGAAAAUAAUCAGGAGCUAGAAUGCAAUAGAUUGAUUAAAUUUGGAAAAUACCUAUCAAACACUUUUUAUUUUGUGGAGAUAGAGAACAAUAAAAGAUAGUUUUAUGUGGGUGCAUAGGAAUAGCUUAAAAAAAUAGGUUAUGAAAUGGUAGAUAAUUAUUGUAAUAGGAAAAAGUAGAAAUACAAGAAUUAGCAAAUAAUUCAAUUAAAAUAAAAUAGCUGGAAGUUAUGCAUAUAUUCUAACAUUUAAAAGUUUUAUACUAAAUUAAUAAAUGAUCUAUUGGAGUUCAAAUUUAAUGAGAAGGAAUAUCUCUCAAUAUUUUAAGUAGGCUUAAAGCUAACUGAACUUUAAAUAGAUUUGGGGUAAUUUUAAGUAAAGCAUGAGAAGGAUAUAGGCAUGUUGGAAUAAAUAUUGUAGGGGGAUUAAAAUUGUAAUUAUUGUAAUUUAAUUAAUUAAGAUAAAUGUGCAUCUCAACAAAUAGAUCAGUUUACACCAAGAAAUUACUUGACCAUAAUUGUUAGAUCUGAUCAAUUGCAUAUAGAAAAUACAACUCACCUUCAGCCUGAUACAAGUCUCAUCAGGUAAUUUAUUUAAUAUUAUAAUUUAAGAGGUUAUUAUGAAGUACAAGAAAAUUAUGUCAAAUAAUAAAACUGUUGA